AUGACUGAAUCUGCCAGUUCUAGUGGUAAUGUUGAUAUGGAAGAAAAUCAGUUUAAUCAUUCAAAUGUUAAAACAACAGCUUUAUCAACAUGUAUUGGUCUUUUGUUACAUGGUUCAAUAGAAAAUCAAGAAUUUUGUGUAUUGUCACAUUCAUCAAAAAUUGAUGAAUUCGAUUAUGAUGAUGAUAAUAUAAAAGAUUUAUUAGUUUAUUUAAUACAAAAUUUAAAAUCUUAUAUGAUACAGCAUGUAAAAAUUCAAUCAAUAAAUAAUCUUAAAUUGUUAGUAGCGGGAGGGGCAGUUGACGAACAUCUUUUGACUAGACAAGCCUUUUCCUUACUUAAUGAAGAUAUUAAUUUGAAUGAAUUUAAAGAACUAACAAAAGACAAUGAUGAUAUUUAUCUUUUAAAAAUUUGA
Messenger RNA from Rotaria sordida, 414 nucleotides. The record is from the annotation of a GenBank genome assembly. NCBI's taxonomy places the organism in Eukaryota, Metazoa, Rotifera, Eurotatoria, Philodinida, Philodinidae.